Penicillium griseofulvum is the source of this 846-nucleotide messenger RNA. RefSeq lists its product as uncharacterized. The transcript is spliced from 4 exons. Bases 1 to 846 code for a protein of 281 amino acids. NCBI's taxonomy places the organism in Eukaryota, Fungi, Ascomycota, Eurotiomycetes, Eurotiales, Aspergillaceae. The record is from RefSeq and is a predicted model, not a curated record.
AUGCACAGAAUAGCCCGUACAGCCGUGAUUGUGGACAGACCACAUGAUGCACUGGCCAUCACAAUCAAUCACUUCCAGUGUACCGCCGAGGAAUGCACAAAACCAGAGGCAAUGCGAAAGAGUAGCUCUCCUGUAGAGAAGCGGGAUAGCGCCUCGCGUCCCUUUACUCUCGGCUGUGGAAUUGAUCCCGUCACAGGCCUGCGACGGAUCAUGAUCAUCAGCUCCCAGCCCUACGCCAAUAGCGGCAAUGGUGAUAAGUUAGAGCGCGUAACUGCGUUAACUGUUCGGUUUGCUCUCGCCAAUGCGGCUGUCUGUACCGAUACCAUUACUGACCCUAAUGCCCCCAAUAACAUCUGGAUCUUGAUCUUUAGCGGCAAGCAACCGAUUGGCGAUGCCCCCUGGCAAAACAUGAAUGCACCAGAUAUCACCAGUGCCACGGCUGCGUUGGAUGAACUGAGGAUGGUUAUUUCUGUGUUCAGUUACCUGAACAGCCCGGAUGUGACUCGCCACCUGGUUCGCACAUUCCGUGCCGCGAAUACUGAGUGGCAGACUUUCCAAGCCACAGUCAAUCUGGUUCACCCGGGCACCGAUUUCAGUGCCCCUGUACUAUGUAGAGCCUACAUGGUUAACUUCAUGGAACGGAUGACCCAAUGGGUGCGACCAUGGAUCAAUGGCCGUCUUCUCGAAUUGGAAACCUUGUGGCAGCAGGUUUAUAAUGCAGCUCCAAAUCAAGCAACACGGAUUGCUGCUUUCAGUAUUCUUCAGCUGAUUCGUAAUCUCCGGGAGGAGCUCGAAAGUGUUGUCGAUUUUGAUACGUCGGUGUUUGUAUUCAUUUUAAAAUCAUAA